This is a messenger RNA of Scomber scombrus (Atlantic mackerel), 2733 nucleotides long. RefSeq names its product RNA binding motif protein 44 (gene rbm44). The transcript has 19 exons. NCBI's taxonomy places the organism in Eukaryota, Metazoa, Chordata, Actinopteri, Scombriformes, Scombridae. The coding region runs from base 1 to 2733 and encodes 910 amino acids. The record is from RefSeq and is a predicted model, not a curated record.
AUGACAACACCACAGACAGGGUGGCCUUGCUAUCCAAUCUCCUUACCCUACCAGGUUCCCGGGCAUUCGUACUUUACGGGUGACUAUGCUGGCGUGUUGGUGUCCUCCCAGGCGAUACCAUGUUUUUACAACAAAGUGACUGAGAAGCGAACUCCAAAAGAGAACAGGAGAUUCCUUCUGGAAAGGUCAGUGUUUGAUUUGGUGGAAGGUCAUCCCUACCUGGCGCUAACUGACCAAAAACUGCUGGUCUGGUAUCUCAGUUUGUCUCCAGACGACAGAAAGAUCAUACAAGAUGAUGGAGGUUUAUACCAGUUUCUGCAUCAACAUCCUUCCCUGGAGCUGUCGAAGCAUCAUGUUUAUGUGAAGUAUCUUGAGUUAGAGGAGAUGCUUUCCAACACAUUGAGUGAGGAUUCAUCCCUGCCCCGCUGCAACAACAGCAGGUCUGGAUCACAGAAACAGUCACAGGAGAUGCGCCCCACCAAACAGAUUGCCCAUCCGCAAGACAGCUUCCAAACAGCCUAUAACAGCCCCUUCACAGAGAGCCAUCAGAAAGCACAUCAAGUGGGGCUGUCCAGGAGUAACAGCAGUGGUGCUGUUUGCAAGGAUCCAGCAGCCAUGGUCAGCUUCUCUCUGGACAUGGAGCUGGAGAGAUGCAGACAGAAGGGAAAGCCUGAGCUCAGCGGCCAGAUUUCAGUGGCACAAGACCAGAGUCCUAACUUCACAUGUGCUGAAAUCAGUCAGUUACAGUCUGAAUGGUCAACAAUUAAGAGAGAGUCUUCUGAGUACUACACCUUGGAUAGUAUCCAAAUGGAUGACACAGAGUACUGUGACAAGAGCUUGACCCAGUCAGGGGAACCAGAAAAGAACAACUCUCUUCUGGCCUUCAAGGGAAUAUCCACCUCGAGGGAGACUUUUGCUCAACCAGUAGAUGAAACGUACUCAAACACAGCCUGUCAGAAUUACACGGUCUAUGGUAGUGAAUACCCUGCAGGUGAUGAUCAAGUUAGCUCAAGCCUUGAAGAUCCGAGCAACAACUUCUAUAGCCUCAUGGAGGACGAUAAGAGCAUCCUUAUCUGUAUGCCCGUGGAAGCUCAGAAAGCACCUGUCAGUGUGGUUCACUCAGGUGUAGUCACUACUAUCAGUGAAGAACCUGCAGGCAGCAGUGAGACCCUGAAGGCUGAUGAUUGUCCUAUGAAGAUAAGCACUGCAGAGAAGUACACCUCCCCUAUGCCCCGUGCUCCUACCUGUGACGCCAUGGUUGGCACUGAUCUGACCGAGGGCGUGUUGGCUUUUACCCAAACUGAGGAUCCAGCAACAGCUGACAAGGACAUCAUUACUGAAGUCCACAUGGCUGAUCUGGACUAUCUCGCUGAGGAAUUUACCAAAAUCAAAAUGGCUCAAGUUAAACCAAGAGAGCAAAAAAAGAAAAUUAACAGUCAGGGUCACAGAUUGAGAAAGGAAUGUGACUGUAUGCAGCGUGCUCAACAAGCAGAGCUGUGUCUCCUGGCCCUGCAGUACAACAUGUGCAGACAGCACUGCUGGAGACUCUACUGCACCUCUGCUGAAGGAGGACAGCUUUCAACAAUGCUGAAGGAGCCUCCUGCAAACAUUGUGACUGUUCUGCAGAAUCUGGAAUCAGACUAUAAGCAGAUGAGGGACAAGAUCCUGGCAGGGGUUCCUCUGGAGCAGCUGAAGCCUCUGUCUGUUGACUGUGAGAAGAUCAUGACACAAGCAAGUUACAUCCCUACACAGAUCAGUGAUGUGCUGGGAAAUAAAUCAUCUUGGAGCUCUCAGCAGUCGCAGGAAAAUAGUGAAGCACCAGGUGGAGGAACUAGAUACUCUGAGGGUCAAGACAGCAAUGGCUACCAGGGUGGUCAGAAAAAGCAAAUCCCAGCUAACCAGCUCACAAAGGACAGCUGCAAAUCCAGGAGAGCCGUCACUCUCGUCCCCCAAGAAAGGGGCACUAUAUGUAAAGCAUACAAGCCAGAAGAAAAGCAGACGAGUGCGUGCGAAGAGCUGAACAUGAGCGAGGCGUGGUUCGAUGCUGAGGAAGACCUGGAGCAUGCAGCGGCUGCUCAGAUAGGAGAGGAGUCAAAAGAUAAGAGAGACGAAUCAACCAGUGAGGAGACAAAGAACUCAAUACUGUGUGUCAACUUACCCAGUAAUGUGACUGAGCCAGCAGAGGGCAGCGGAGGCUUUAAACAAAACUUUGUCUUUGCCAGAGUGAAAGUUGCCAUAGUGAUGGUGGCCAAUGCAGAGGGUGCAGUGACAGAUCUGAAUGGCUACAUAAUGCAAGGCCAUACUUUAAAUGUGGGGCUCAUCAACAGAGCCACAGCAGGGAGCCAGAGCCAGGCCUCAACCUCCAUCUGUGGGCCUGAGUCCUCACAAGACACCACCAAACCACCAACCUCCAAGACUGACUCCAGCAGCACUCACAGACAGCUGAUAACUCAGCCUCCUCUUAGCUCUAGUCUAAACAACAGGAAGGUGGUCUGCAUCUCCCCCACGGCAAAGGGAACCUGUGUUCCCCAACACUAUGGCACCAUGGGCAGCUUCGAUACCCUGAUGGCACAGCUGACUCAGCUCCACCCUGACAUCGGGAGGCAGAGGAUUGUGGACGCUCUGAUCGAGCUGAGGACCAAGCACCAGGGUGUCCUCAGCGGCCUGCCCCUCAGGACCAUCAGGGAGAUGACAUCUGAACUCCUUACAAGGCCAGCCAGUUCCACACAAUAA